GCCGGGCGCAGUCCUUGGUGGCUAGACUAGAUAUAAGAGCUUCCUACUCACCCUCUUUCUUCCCUCCCUACCGCUAUUACGUUCCUUCAACAAUUCCUUAACUUCAAGCCCAAGUUUCCCCUCCCCUACCUCCUUCCAUCAUGGCUCAAAGGCGUGAUACCUACCUCUCCCACGACACUGCAAGCUCUCGGGAUACGAGGCGAAGUAGUGACUCCUAUGACUCACGAAGUACGGCGCCCACCUCUCUCGACGACAGCCCGCCGCCGUCCAUCAAGGGGUCGGAUUCUCGCCCUAUCCAAUUCCGGUCGCCUUGCUACGACGAGGACCUGUCGCCGGUGACGAGCCUGUACCCCCGCUCAUCGGUCGAGACCUAUUCAUCGCAGGCCUCAAGCGACGAGUCUGAGGAUGCGGAUUCGGAAGGGUCCUUGGAUUAUUCCGACAUCCCCCCGCUUCCCGUAUAUCGGCACGAGAUCGAGGAGAUCAACGUCAGACCAUCGACUCCCGAUGAAUUCGCUGCCCUUUUCCCAUCGAUGAACCGGCUCAAUGUCCGCCACGAUGACUUCACCCCCGAUGGCAACAUGAACCUACGGGUUGACACCGUAGUCUUGGGCAAACGGAGGAAGACGAUCCAGCUCUUCCAUCUACGCAUGUACGACUUGAACAAGCGCGAGUUCUCUCUCCGGCGGUAUUGUCGAGAUUCUGGUCGCGAGGUGUGCGGCUCGAAACGCAAAUACGUCGAACCGGCCAUCCCACGCCGCCCCAAGCUGCAGCGAUCCAUGUCGAAUGCGAUGAGGACCUUCACAAGGCGACCGACGCUCAGUCGGUCCCCGACUGCUGCUCCCGUCUUCACAUCUAAGGGCCGGCCCAGCACGAGCGACUCUUCGGUGACCCACUCGGUUGAAGCCGAUGAUGACUUUACCGACGUCCUCAGUCAGUCCCUCUCCGGCGAUAAGAAGGAGAAGUCUCGCCCCGUCGCGACGAACACGAUUAAGCUCGAGUUUUCCAACUACGCACGCGUUGACGUGAAACGGCGCGGAAACAAGAACAACAAGCGGUACGAAUUUGAAUGGUGGGGUCACAAAUACUCGUGGAAGAGGGUGUCGGAUAAGCACACCGAGUCCGUCGCCUUUCAUCUUCUGAGGGAUGGUCAGAGCACUCCCGUCGCACACAUCGUCCCGGAAAUUCGAUCGCCGACCCAAGCCGAUGCCGAUGAGAGAGCCGGUGGCUGGGUUCCUCCUUGCCACAUGUGGCUCAGCGACCAGAGCCUAGUCGACGCUGCGACCGACGUUGCCGACAUCGUCAUCGCAACCGGCCUCAUCGCCUUGGUCGACAAUUGCAUCAAGGAGCGCUGGCAGACGAAGGCGAAGGCAAAGAAGCCACGCCGCAUCAGUCUCCCACUCCCAACCAAGCCGAUAGAUGUCGAGCUCAUGAACCCGAAAUCCUUUGUACAAAACUUGUUUUCCCGUCGGAAUUCGGAUCAUCAACCGCGCCCACCACACAAGGUCGUAGCCGCCUGCUGACAGGCUACCGACGAGAGAAGAUCCCAUUAAUUGGUUGGGGAGCGAUUGACCACUUUCCUCCUCGCGCGGGAAGUCGAACGGCCUCGUUCUAAUCUAAUCUUAUACCUACUCGGUUGAUACGCAUUAUCACCACGACUAC
Molecule: messenger RNA, 1659 nt
Organism: Durotheca rogersii
Lineage: Eukaryota; Fungi; Ascomycota; Sordariomycetes; Xylariales; Xylariaceae
Exons: 2
Coding region: 141-1520 (459 amino acids)
Source: RefSeq, a predicted model, not a curated record